Molecule: messenger RNA, 4235 nt
Organism: Pomacea canaliculata
Lineage: Eukaryota; Metazoa; Mollusca; Gastropoda; Architaenioglossa; Ampullariidae
Product: hephaestin-like protein 1
Biological process (GO): iron ion transport
Cellular component (GO): plasma membrane
Molecular function (GO): oxidoreductase activity; copper ion binding
Source: RefSeq, a predicted model, not a curated record
UCAUUCUCGAAUAAAAAUAAAGUUUUAAUUCAAACCGAUCGCACACGCAAAAAGCAGUUGUUUUGGCAAAAUUUCCGGAUGCAAUUUUUUUAAAGCUACAAAAAGGAUUACCGAGAGCAUAGAAUUUGCGCAUGAACGUAGUCAGAAAGAUCGAGGGUUUUCUUUUCUUUUCUUUUUUUUAACUGUCCGCCAUACUUGGACUAGAGUAACUUCCCUUCCACGUGUCUCUUCGCUUGAGAGUGAUCUUAUCCUGCACACGGCAGACAUGACAAAGUCCAGCAAACGAGACUUUUGAACCUCUGGCUUAAAAAAAUAAAAAAUAAAAAUAACCCCACCACAGUCUCUGCAGCUGCUUAUCGUAGUAAGAUGCGGGCUUGAACGAACAGAGGGCGGAAAUUACCUAAGUAAGUAUCUACCGGGUUUUUUUGUGUUGUUGUGGUUCCGGACGUUAAGAAGACGUGCGUGCUCGAUGGAGGAACAGCGGAUUGAUGCAAGCUGGUUUAGAACAGGGGCGCUAGUCACGUGACCGUGGCCUUUUGCAGCCGCAGGUUGUGUAAUCCUGCGACCAUAUGGCCCCUUCAAAAAGCAACACAACGGUCAGGACUGCUCACACUGGACAGCCGAGCAGUUCUGUCAACUUUAAACGACCCUGAAAAGCGCUGAGGAGAGACAGGGGGAGCAACCAACUGACACACCAUGACGAGGUGUGGUGGAGCGCGACAAACCAUCCAGCGCACUGCGACUUCGGCAGCCGUGUGGCUGCUGACCCUGGUGGCUUUGCUGCAGUCGUCGUCCGGUGACCGCUGUCGUGCGUAAAUAUUACCUAGGAGCUGUGGAGGUGGACUGGGACUACGCACCUCGAGGAGACCACACGAAUGUGGGCCACAAUUCGGAGUUCUACUUGAAAGGUGGUUUAAAGAGGAUUGGCAGCAUUUAUACCAAGACGAUGUACAAAAUGUACACAAACGAGAAGUUUGACGAGGAACUGUCGAUGAAGUCUUGGCAGGGCAUUGUGGGAGCGAUCAUGCGCGCCGAGGUCGGCGACACGGUGUACGUGUACUUCCACAACAUGGCGUCCAAGCCUGUCUCCGUCCACGUGCAUGGCGUCUUUUAUGAUUCAUAUAGCGAAGGUGCCGUCUACAAGGGCAAGGACAAGAGGCCGGGGGACUCAGUGGCUCCAGGGGAUGUGUACGAGUACAAGUGGGAGAUCAAAGAGGAGGCUGGACCCGCACAAGGUGACGAUGCCUGCAUCCCCUGGCCCUUCCACUCCCACGCUGAGUACCCGAAGGAGAUCAACGCUGGCCUCGUCGGCGUUUUGUUGGUGUGUCGGAAAGAAAUUUUGAACGAUAAGGGUGAGCGUAAAGACGUGAACCGCGAGUUCGUCGUGCUCCUCAAGGUGUUCGACGAGAACCGCAGCCUCCAUGCCGAGCAAAACAUCGACUGGUGCGGGGACAAAGAAUCUUGCAAAAAGUUGCUGUCUGAAGGGGACAAGGAGUUCUACGCCUCCAACUACAUGCAUUCCAUCAACGGUUACAUGUAUGCACACGGCUCUCCGUUCAGCGUUUGUGGCGGCGACACCAUCGCCUGGCACGUGCUCGCCAUAGGAGGACACUCCGAUGUUCACAGCUUCGUUGUGGAUGGCGAGGUGCUGACACUUGGCCCUGCUAGGAUUAUUUCGGCCGAGGUCCUGCCUGGAACUUUUCAUCACGGCGGCCAUGACAGCUGGAGCUCCUGGAAAGAAACUGAUUUUCUGUGCCGUGUCCAAUCAUCUGGAAGAGGGAGAGUCGGCCUUCCUGGACGUGCACGAUUGUGCAUCCGUCGCUACUACAUGAUGGUGGACGAGUAUCUGUGGGACUACGCGCCCACUGGCAUGGACAUGUACUCAGCAUUCAGUCCAAGUACUUCGCAGCGAGCAAGAACCGUAUCGGCUCCAUGUACUACAAGUACCUGUACUUCCAGUACGAGGACCCCGAGUUCAAAUACCGCAUGUCCCGGUCUGGUAGCGACAAAGCACUUGGGGAUGCUAGGGCCACUCAUCAAAGUGGAGGAAGGCGAGACCCUAGAAGUGAUUUUAUACAACAAUGCCUCUCGUCCCUUCUCCUUCUUCCCUUACGGACUCGUCCCGCAGGACAAGGCCAUGGACAAGAGCGGCUUGCACAACAUUCCUGUGUCUCCGAAGUCGACGUGGAAGUACGUCUAUUUCGUGCCACCAGCCGCGCCGCAACCCGCAGGGGCUCCCCCGUGUACGACCACCAUGUACCAGUCAGCAGUUGACCCCACCAUGGACAUUAACUCUGGCCUAGUUGGCACCAUACUCAUCUGCAAAGCCCAAAUCAAAGAUGGUUAUGAGCGAGUACUGUAUCUGGCGGUCAUAGACGAAAACUUGUCUUGGCUCAUUGAUAAAAACAUCCAAAGCUUCACCGUGUCUUCGGAGGUGUCAAAGGACGACCACGAGUUCUGGGAGUCCAACAGAAUGGCUUCGAUCAACGGACUUUCGUAUGGCAAUGUUUACGGACUGGACUUCUGCAAGUACGACAAUGUGUACUGGCAUCUCUUUUCUUUGGGCGACGAGUCAGACGUGCAGGCCGCGCACUUCCAUGGCCUCAACUUUCUCAUCGACGGACGAGUGAGUGACACGGUGUCCCUGUUCCCCGGCAAGACCACGGCACUCAAGGCGUCCGUCAAAAAGGAAGGAACUUGGGUGAUAGAGAGCACCAACACCAAGCAUUUCGAGGCCGGCAUGUUCGCCAUGUAUGGUGUGGACGAGUGCAGCGAGCCCAAGGCGGAAGCAUACAAGGCAGAAGUCAUCAAUCCACAGGAGAAAGCAAAAGAAGAGAAGAAGAAGUUGGAGGAGGAAGGACCGAUUCGCAAAUAUUUCAUCGCUGCUGAGGAGAUCGAGUGGGAUUACGAGCCUCCCUGGGCCUCCAUGAAAAGUGGAAGGCACCGAAGGAGCAGCGGCGGAUCAGGGGAGGGAAGCAGCAGCAGCAGCAGCAGCGGCUCAGGGGAGGGAAGCGGUGAUGGGUGGAGCAUGAGCAGUGUGUACAAGAAGGCCGUCUUCCGGCAGUACACGGACAAGCACUUCCUGCUGCCCGUCAAGCGCGAGAAGCAGGCUGAGCAUCUGGGCAUCCUGGGACCCAUGAUCCACGCGCAGGUUGGAGACACUCUGGAGGUGGUCUUCAAGAACAUGGCCUCCAAGCCGUACUCCAUCUACACACACGUAGUGGAGACGGACAAGGAGAAUGAAGGCGCCCACUACAAAGACUACACCGACUCGCAGAAAGACGAUAAGGUGGAGCCAGGGGAGUCCUACACGUACCGCUGGAAGGUCCCCACUCCCUUGCAGUUGGCGUCGCCCUGCUUCUCCUCGCUGUACUACUCGGCCGCCAAGUACCCGGAUGACGUGUACUCGGGGCUGGUGGGGCCGCUGGUCAUCUGCCAGAAGGGUGUGCUCAACCCACAAGGCGUACGAGGCGAUGUCAACCAGGAGUUUGCUCUGCUCUUCAUGGUCUUCGAUGAGAACCGCAGCAAGUACCUGCACGACAACGUUCAGACGCACGCCCCCGAGCUGGCUCACUACAAGGGCAUGUGGAGCGACGAGUACUUCGUCAGCCAGAACAAGUGGCACACCAUCAACGGCUAUUCCUUCACGCACGUGCCGGGGCUGGAGAUGCUCAAGGGCCAAGGCGUGGCCUGGCACGUGUUCAGCUUUGGUUCCUCCUCUGACAUCCACUCCGUGCACUUUCACGGACAUCCCCUCCUGCAGGAGGCUGGCGGCCCGCGAGUCGUGGACACUGUGGGCGUGCUGCCCGAGAUGUCGAAAGACCUGCUCAUGCAAGCUAAGAACGAGGGUACUUGGAUGAUCCAUUGCGACGUUUCCGGUCACAUGGAGAUGGGGAUGGUCACCACAUACUCGGUCAAGAGCCCGCUAGACUCCAUGGAGGUCAAGCCCGUCGCAGCUGCCCCGCCGCCCGAGAAGCAGCUGGAACUGGUCAAGAUCCAGGCCGAAACAACAGGCCAAGCAACAGGCCAUCGCAGCUGCCCAGGCGCAGCUGCAGCAGGCGGCGGCGGCAGCUGCGGCUGUGCAGGCGGCAAAAGCUCAAGGAGCUGCGGAGGCCCUGGCCCAGCAGGCGGCGGCGGCCCAAGCGCAGGCCCAGGCCCAGGCCGAAGGGACAGCUCUUGGAGUGAAAGAAGCCCAGGAUAAAAUCAAGGAGCUGCAGAAGAUCGCCGAAGAGAAA